Molecule: messenger RNA, 5730 nt
Organism: Siniperca chuatsi (mandarin fish)
Lineage: Eukaryota; Metazoa; Chordata; Actinopteri; Centrarchiformes; Sinipercidae
Gene: csf1ra
Product: colony stimulating factor 1 receptor, a
Exons: 22
Coding region: 254-3193 (979 amino acids)
Biological process (GO): protein phosphorylation; positive regulation of kinase activity; cell surface receptor protein tyrosine kinase signaling pathway
Cellular component (GO): signaling receptor complex; CSF1-CSF1R complex
Molecular function (GO): cytokine binding; ATP binding; macrophage colony-stimulating factor receptor activity
Source: RefSeq, a predicted model, not a curated record
UCAAAGAUUUCAUGUUUGCUGUGUGACUUCUGUGGUGAAGAGACCGUAAACAAGCAGAAGGGAGAAGAAGGGCAGAAGCAAACAAAAGGGGAAGAAGAGACUCUUGUGUCAGCUCUGGGGGCUGGAGACAUCAAACCUAGGGAAGUUAUCAUACCCCUCUGUUAAGCUGAAGACAUCUGCAGACCAGAAGAAGAGUGUUCUGUAGCACACGCAAACAUCAACAUUCAAACCACAGGUUUGAAGUUGAUCCAGGAUGCAGUCCUACCUCGCUCUGCUGCUGGGGAUUGUGGCCUCUGCUGCUUCAGCGGAAUGGAGGCCUCCGGUGAUCAAGUUCAACUCCAAGGUGGUGGGGAGUUCAGAGGUGGUGGUCAGCCCUGGGACCGCUCUGUAUCUGAGAUGUGAGGGUGAUGGGCCUGUAAACUGGCAAACAAGGCUAGCCAAACACAGACGCUUCGUGUCCAAGGGCAACGGGAACGUCCGCACCUUAAAGGUGGAACGUCCUUCUGCAGAAUUCACUGGAACAUACAAGUGUUUUUACACUGCUGGGUCACAGCAUCGUGAUCUGAUUUCCUCAGUGCAUGUGUAUGUAAAAGAUCCAAACCGUGUGUUCUGGACCAGCAGCACGUCGCUGCGAGUGGUGAAGAAGGAGGGUGAGGACUACCUGCUGCCAUGCCUGCUGACCGACCCAGAAGCCACAGACCUGGGCCUCCGCAUGGACAACGGCACCACAGUGCCGCCAGGGAUGAACUUCACAGUUUACCGGCACCGUGGUAUUCUCAUCCACAGUCUCCAACCCACCUUCAAUGCUGACUAUGUCUGCACAGCCAAGGUCAACGGAGUGGAGCGGAUCUCCAAGGCCUUUUCCAUCAACGUCAUUCAGAAGCUUCGUUUCCCUCCAUAUGUCUUCUUGGAAACAGAUGAAUAUGUGCGCAUUGUUGGGGAGGAACUCAAGAUUCGCUGCACAACACACAACCCCAACUUCAACUACAAUGUCACCUGGAAAUACACCACCAAGUCGAAAGCAACAAUAGAGGAGAGAGUUCGCUCCAGUGGAGAAAAUCGCCUGGACAUACAGAGCAUACUGACAAUAUCUGCUGUGGACCUUGCAGACACAGGAAACAUUUCCUGCAUUGGCACUAAUGAAGCCGGGGUGAACAGUUCAACCACAUACCUGCUGGUUGUAGACAAGCCGUACAUCAGGCUGUUACCCCAGCUGUCCCCUAAACUGGCCCACCAAGGUCUUUCAGUCGAGGUGAACGAGGGGGAAGAUCUGGAGCUCAGUGUGCUCAUCGAAGCGUACCCUCACAUUACGGAGCACAGAUGGUAUACCCCAACGUCUCCCAACACGUCCACACAGGAGCAAAAGCUCAUCAGAUACAACAACAGAUACCACGCUACUCUGCAGCUGAAGAGAAUGAAUGCACAGGAGCAGGGGCAAUACACCUUCUAUGCCAAGAGCGACUUAGCCAAUGCAUCCAUCACAUUCCAAGUCCAAAUGUAUCAGAGACCUGUUGCUGUGGUCAGAUGGGAAAACAUAACCACACUCACUUGCACCUCAUUUGGCUACCCUGCUCCCAGAAUCAUCUGGUACCAGUGUUUUGGGAUACGGCCAACGUGCAAUGAAAACACCUCAGGGCUGCAGAUGGCGAUCCCUCUCCAGGCUCCUACAGUGGAGGUCCAGAGGGAGGAGUAUGGAGCCGUGGAGGUGGAGAGCGUCCUCACCGUGGGGCCGUCCAGCCGGAGGAUGACGGUGGAGUGUGUGGCCUUCAACCUUGUCGGAGUCAGCAGUGACACUUUUGCCAUGGAAGUUUCUGACAAGCUCUUCACUUCCACCUUGACUGGAGCAGCAGGCAUUCUGGCCAUCUUCCUUGUGCUACUGGUUUUUCUGUUUUACAAAUAUAAGCAGAAACCCAGGUAUGAGAUCCGUUGGCAGAUCAUUGAGGCAAGAGAUGGAAACAACUACACCUUCAUUGACCCCACUCAGCUGCCUUACAAUGAGAAGUGGGAGUUCCCAAGAGACAAGCUGAAGCUAGGGAAGAUCCUGGGUGCAGGAGCUUUUGGAAAGGUUGUUGAGGCCACAGCCUAUGGUCUGGGAAAGGAAGACAAUGCAAUGCGUGUAGCUGUGAAAAUGUUAAAAGCCAGUGCCCAUUCAGAUGAGAGGGAAGCUCUGAUGUCGGAACUGAAGAUCCUGAGCCACCUGGGACACCACAAGAACAUUGUCAAUCUACUGGGAGCCUGCACCUAUGGAGGACCAGUGCUUGUGAUCACAGAGUACUGCAGCCUUGGCGACCUCCUGAACUUCCUUCGCCAGAAGGCAGAGACAUUUGUGAACUUUGUUAUAAACAUUUCCGACAUUAUGGAGAACUCAAAUGACUACAAGAACAUCUGCGGUCAGAAACAGUUCAUUAGAAGUGACAGUGGGAUCUCCAGUACAUUCUCAAGCAGUUACUUGGAGAUGAGACCCAGCCAACUGCCAAAUAAUGAAUCAUCUCGAGACUCUGUGUGUGAGGAGACUGGUGACUGGCCGCUGGAUAUUGAUGAUUUGCUGAGGUUUUCCUUUCAAGUGGCUCAAGGCCUUGACUUUCUGGCUGCCAAAAACUGUAUUCACAGAGAUGUGGCUGCUAGAAAUGUCCUCUUGACCAACUGCAGAGUGGCCAAGAUUUGUGACUUUGGCCUGGCACGUGACAUCAUGAAUGACUCCAACUACGUGGUGAAGGGCAAUGCACGUCUGCCAGUGAAGUGGAUGGCUCCAGAGAGUAUCUUUGACUGUGUCUACACUGUCCAGAGUGAUGUCUGGUCCUACGGCAUCCUCCUGUGGGAGAUUUUCUCUUUAGGCAAGAGCCCCUACCCCAGCAUGGCUGUGGACUCCAGGUUCUACAAGAUGGUGAAGCGUGGCUACCAGAUGUCUCAACCAGACUUUGCCCCGCCUGAGAUCUAUAUGAUCAUGAAGAUGUGCUGGAAUCUGGAGCCUACAGAGCGUCCAACGUUUAGCAAGAUCGCUCAGAUGAUAGAAAAACUGCUUGGGGACCAACCUGAGCAGGAGCAGCUAAUCUACCAGAAUGUGCAGCAGCAGGUCACAGAGGGUGAAGUGUAUGACGAGCCCAAGGGCUGCGAUGGCCCCUGUGACCAGUCUUGUGACCAUGAGGAAGAGGAGCAGCCUCUGAUGAACACCAACAACUACCAGUUUUGUUGAAAGCCCUAACCGCCAGUCAAUCAGCAAACCCAUCACUCAUCAACAAGCAUCAGCAAAGUGGGAUCAGCUGUAGUUCGUGGCCAGGGUACCACAGUUUGUUCUAACAGCUGCAGAGAGUCGCCUUUACAGCUAUUUUUUUGCCUGUCUUGCUUGCUCGCCAGACAGACAAGCAGCUGCAGCAAGCAUGUGACUUGCUUCGUUGCAGACCAUGACUAGAAAUUGCCACGUCUAACACUGACUGCAGACAUGAAAGGAGGAAACGUGUCAACAAACCACACAAGCAUCCAAAGCUGUAUCUUAUUUUAAAUGUUACUCCCUCACGGACUGUUUAUCACUCCUUCUGUUGUGUAUUUAAGGUAUAAUCUGUUACAGCUCAUCCAAAGGAGAAUCUGUUUAUCCCUUCCUCUACAAUUAUUACUCUUUUUUUAUUACUGACCCAUGAGAGUGAAUGUCUUGUUUUUGUGGAGAUUUCAGUCACUUUUGUCAGCAGGUUCACUUCCUUUUCAUCAUUUUAUUGCAUGUAUGGUUUCUCAGAGGAAGCAACCCAACUUAAUUGAACAUCUAAACAGCGCAAGUGUUUUUCCCUGGUUUAAACACGCUAAAUCGACUGUGGAGAAGGCAAAGAAUGGCCGUGUUGUUUUCCUCACUGUGCUUUGGUCAUAGCUGCAUUUCUUGUGACUUACAGUAGCUGUCAGUUGGUGGCAACAUGUGAUUGUUCCAUGUCAAUCUAAUUAAUUAACCAGUGUUCAGUGUGAUUUCGGAGCAGGGAAGACAAUUGAACCGAGCAGGGAAAUCUGUGGAUCCAUUAGGGAUCAGAUGAACAAUGGUUCAUGUUUGACAAUGUGAAAGUUAUUUUUUUUUUGCGUGGCACAACAAUCUUCUCAUUUCCUGUAGUUAGACAAGUGUUAGGAUGUAAGCUUCACCCAUGUCUAUAUGUAGCCAAUGUCAGCCUUCACUGCCAACUGUAUGAAGAUUUUAGAAUAACAUAUAAGCUAUGUAAGAGAUACAGACUGCAAAUUUGUGACUUCAGGCAUUCCAAAUGUGCUUUCACCUGAGUGAAACACGAGUGAGAUGUCUAAUAUUGUAUAUAUCUCAUGAUGUAAAUCAAGAAUUAUCUUUAUUUUCGCUGAAUAAUGUUGUAGAGUAGAUAGUAAUACAUCAAUACUUCAUAUAUAUAUGUAUAUAUAUAUAUAUAUAUAUAUAUAUAUAUUGUGUUUUUUGUGCGUGUGCAAAUGAGACAAUCAAUGCAAAAGCUGCCAAUUAAAUUAAUUAAAAACUGCAGAGGUGUUGAAUGAAGCUUUACCAUUGAAACUCCAGAUUCCAAUGUAAAGUUUAUAUAUACUGCUAGAUUAUGCUGUGGUGCCAGAUAUUUCUAAGACACGUUUUUCUUUGUUGUACCUCACUGUGCUCAUAGAAACUGCACUGCCUUCUUCUCUCCUCACUUCCUGUUUUUUUACUGGAUAACGUCCAAUCUGCAUUUCCUCUGGAAUAUGUCAACAUUGCACAACUCUGAAAUCUUUGUAGGGAAGUAUUCAUCCCACCACUGAGUCUUUGUGUGGUUUCAUCUAAAAUCAGAUUUCUUUUUUUGAAGUAGCUCACCACUUUCAGACUCUUGUUUUUACUUUAUGAGUUGCCAGACCUUCUGAAGUACAUUUUGAAUAAUAGUCUUUGUUCGGUUGUUCAUCAAGAAACUGAGAUAUUACUGAGUUUGAGUAAAGCAUAAUAAUCUCCAGUGCUUUUGUUGCUCUGCCAGAGUCCUACUUUUCUUUUUCCUUCAGUUGUUCUGUGUAAACUUCCUGUUUCAGAGACACCUCAGAUUUAAUAUCUUCUUAUAACUGUUUUUGUCCAAAAAAGAUCACUUGUCAUUUUAAUGAUCUUAUUAGCAACAGCACAAACAAACAUUCCUGUGCUUUGUGUUUAUGUUUCUCCUCAAUAAGCUUUUUGUUAUCAUUUAAAACAUUUUGUUUUUUCAGGUACAUAAAGCAUAAAUAAUGGGCUCAAUUGUACUACUACACAAUAAGUGUAAUUUUAAACUGUAUAAUGUCUGUGUUGUGUUUGUCGUUAACCUUCAUUAGACUGACUUAAGGCCAGAGUACAGGUCUAGGUGGCGGUAAACAUACAGCACUAUUUAAAACUAAUUUUGCAUGCAAAACUUUAUUCUGCAAAGAAUAUUUCUCUUUGAAACAGUGGAGUCAAUGUCCCCUGAGACCUUUAUACACCAUUCCUGUAAAUCCACAAUCCUGGUGACUUUGCUUGAGGGAAAAACCUGACAAUUAGAAGCGUUGUGAUGUUAAAAAUGGGAUUACAGGAAGUCCAAGCUAAAAAACAACAACCAAAAAACAAACAAACCAUGAAAUCAUAAAAUAUAGAAGGAGUUGGAUUUAAGUGUGUAUCUUUACACGAAUACAUUAGCCAGCAGAACUACAUGUAGGUUAUGAAUCAAUGAAAAUGAUUUUAUAUUCUUAUCUUAUUCAACAUCAGCAGUUUGCUAAUGAAUAACAAACACUCCUGUUAAUUAAACUACGUAGACAACACUG